Messenger RNA from Protobothrops mucrosquamatus (brown spotted pit viper), 2067 nucleotides. Its product is annotated as butyrophilin subfamily 1 member A1. Gene Ontology annotation, molecular function: protein binding. Lineage: Eukaryota; Metazoa; Chordata; Lepidosauria; Squamata; Viperidae. The record is from RefSeq and is a predicted model, not a curated record. The transcript is spliced from 3 exons. The annotation marks the transcript as partial.
GUCCUUCAAAAUGCUGGAAAAUUACAGUCUGGGUCACACUGGGAGGAAGCAUUGCUUUGAAUGUGGCCCUUAUUGUUCUUCUGAUAGUAUUUCAGAUACAAGGUGUUGUCUACCCAUCGACUUCAACCAAUUCGUGUGGAUGGAUCCCAGGUACUUUAAUAGCUUCCGUGAACUUUGAUCCAGAGACUGCUCAUCGCCGGAUCGUCAUUUCUAGGGAUCGAAAAACUACAACAUGGGGAAGGGAAGAACAACCACUUCCUGAAAGUGAUAAAAGAUUUAACACGCGGGUUUGGGUUCUGGGUCAGCCUGGGUUUAAAUCAGGAAAACACUGUUGGGAGGUGGAAAUAAAACACGAUGGAGAAUGGGCGGUGGGAGUUGCCAGGCAGUCAGUGAAGAGAAAAGGAAUGACGGAUUUUAGCACCAAAGAAGGCAUCUGGGCUGUUGCAGAAUAUUGGGGGAAAGCCAAUUACGUAGCUUUUACUGAGCCACAACACACCAAGAUUUUUUUUGAAAAGAAGCCCCGGAGGAUUCGUGUGUUUGUGGAUUACCUCUAUCAAGAAGUGGAAUUUUUCAAUGUAGAAACAAAGACUACCAUAUUCUUUUUCUCAAACGCAUCCUUCUCUGGAGAAAUAAUCUACCCCUGGUUCCGGGUUUGGGAUGGAACUGAGCUGACGCUUCAUCCCUAAUGCCCAGCACUUAAUGAAAAAGGGAGCUCUUUCUCAUGCCACUCUGCUGGCUAGGUAUGGUGGGAGCUGUGGUCUAGCAUAUUUGGAAGAUGGCCCUGUGGAUUAUACUACUUGGGAUUGUGAACAUUAUGCAAUCAUGGCUAUUGCAGAAAUGCUUACUUCAACCAUCCAUACAACCUUUCACCUAAUACCUUCAGGAAAAUUUGGGAAUUAUAGAUAAGUCACCAGUUUGGGGAAGCCUAUUCUAGAGUGUAUAAAAGGUUGCAACCAAGUUAAUUCUCUACAGUCAUAAGAGUAAGAUAUGCAAAUAUCUCUGCAGAUAUGAAUAAGCUUCUGUAAUUUCAAAGUAUGAGUCUUUCCAACAGAGGUCCAUUGUAUUUCAACAAUAUUCCCAGCUAUGGUCCAUGAGAAUCACACAGGUUGAUUGUGGGGACAGUCACGCAGGUUGGUUGUGAUGCAAACUGUGGCUGAAAUCUCAAAUUUUGGCAGCAUUGUUCAGGAUUUCAGAUAGAGCACAAACAUUUUAUAUUCCCAUGAGCGAUAUCAUGAGAUCACAGCACUUGUGGGCAUCACACAAUCAACUUGCUUAUGUAGCAAUUUGUGAUAAGAAAGUUUGCAUGAAGAAAAAAAUGGGAAUUGUCAACCAUUCAAUUUUCAGCACCUUAAGUAGUCAAGAUAGAAUUCCACUCUUGAAUCUUAGUGUUCUGUGAAGAUUUCCAAUACAGAUAUGAUCCAGGUCUGAUCUUUCUUAUUCACGUAAGGUUAGGCAGAUAUUGCUACUUUUUGAAAUACAUUUUACCUAAGCCCAAAUGAAAUAAACCACAUCAUGACUUAGGUGAUUUGUGAAUUUGAUCAUGUUAUUUAGUAUUGCAGUAAUUUCAGUAGUAUGAACCCAAUUUUUGUCAUAUUUUUAAUAUUAACUUAGGGGGCUUAUACAGUAAUAAAGGCCUACUCCCUUCCACAAUCAUUUAGUUUAGUUAGUUCAGAUUCAUCAUGAUCCAGUGGAGAUUUCUCCAGGAUUGGCAGAACUGUUUCUUUGAGUCCUUGCAAGCUCAUUCAGGUGUCACCAGUGACAGCAUCCAGCCAACUUGUGUCUGUUGCCCCUGCCCAAACUUUAACACAAUCCUUCUAGUAUUGAAACAUUCUUGCAGUCCAAGGUGUUCUCAACAAUUCUCUCCAGCAAAAUGUGGGUUCCUACAAAUGUAUUAGGGGAGUGUAACUCCCGUAAUUCUAGCCUUCCAAACAGCUUCUGAUAUCUUCCAAUAAGUAAAUAUAUAUUGUCUGUGAAUCUUUUGCCCCAUUUGUAACGUUCAUUGGGUGUUUGCCGACAUGUAUUCUCAACUGUUAACUGAGGUUCUCUGUCACAGAAUCCUUUCUGCCA